Messenger RNA from Lynx canadensis (Canada lynx), 465 nucleotides. Its product is annotated as glycosylation-dependent cell adhesion molecule 1-like. Lineage: Eukaryota; Metazoa; Chordata; Mammalia; Carnivora; Felidae. The transcript has 4 exons. The record is from RefSeq and is a predicted model, not a curated record.
AUGAAAUUCUUUACCAUCCUGCUGCUGGCCACCUGAGCCUCCACCUCUCUCGCCAUCCUUAAUGAGCCAGAAGAUGAGAUCCACUUGCAGGCUCAACCUAUAAAUGCCCCUGCUCAGCUGAUAUGUGAAAAGGACCAUGUCUCCAUUGAAAACCUUUCUGAGGAAUCUCUCAUCUCCAGAGAAGAGCUGGUUUUUGAAGAGGAUGAUAUGACCAAAUCUACCAGGAGACCAAAGCGUCAAAGGCCCGAGCUGCUUCACCCCAUCCCCCAGGAGGACAGUAUCAGAAAUGCUGCCUCUCAGUCAGAAGAGACUACAGAACUCACUCCCAGGACUGCAACCACCUCAGAGGGAAAACUGGCCAAGCUCGGCCAUAAAAUCGGGAAGAAUCUGGACAAAACUGUAAAAGAAACCAUGAGCUAUCUGAGAAACCUACUCCCUCAUGCCUAUGAAGUCAUAAGGCCCUAA